AUGGACGUUACUGCCCCCUCGCACCCAUACUACCCUCCAACGGCCUCCAUCCCGACGUAUGUUGCCAAUGACGCGUCUGUGCUGCGGCUCCUCGUGACCUUUGGACUCAUGGUCGGCGUGGUGCUGGGCCUUUCGUAUUGGCAGACGAUUCAGAGCCCACUGCGCUUGCGUCCAAUUGACCGCUUCGCCGUCAUGUGGUUUGCCUUGUGUGGAUUCCUACAUGUUGGGUUUGAAGGCUACUAUGUGUACAACCGCACCAGCAUCCCCCAGUUGCAGACUGUGUUUGGCCAGCUGUGGAAGGAGUAUACGCUUUCCGACUCUCGAUACUUGACGUCGGAUGCGUUUACCAUUUGUGUCGAGACCAUCACCGCUCUCGUCUGGGGCCCCCUCAGCUGGCUCACCUACUUUGCCAUCCUGACCAACUCGCCUUACCGCCACAUCAACCAAGUCGUCGUAUGUACUGCGCACCUGUACGGCGUUGCCCUCUACUACGGCACCAACCUUGGUGACUUCCGCGCUACAGGAGUCUCGUAUAGCAGGCCAGAGGCUCAGUACUAUUGGGUAUAUUAUGUUGGCCUGAAUGCGCCCUGGGCCGUGGUGCCACUCGCCCUGGUGUGUUCUGAACAAGGGAGAAGAAGGGGGAGGAAGGAGAAGGAGAGGAGGCACGUGGCUAAUGGCGUGCCUGUAGUUUUCCUCCAUGACAGUUACAAGCAGACGGCCAGGGCCUUCCGCGCUCUGCAGGCGCAAGAAGCCGAGCGCAAGACGCAAUAA
This is a messenger RNA of Metarhizium album ARSEF 1941, 771 nucleotides long. Its product is annotated as emopamil binding protein. Gene Ontology annotation, cellular component: endoplasmic reticulum; membrane. The coding region runs from base 1 to 771 and encodes 256 amino acids. The transcript has 5 exons. The record is from RefSeq and is a predicted model, not a curated record. NCBI's taxonomy places the organism in Eukaryota, Fungi, Ascomycota, Sordariomycetes, Hypocreales, Clavicipitaceae. Gene Ontology annotation, molecular function: C-8 sterol isomerase activity; steroid Delta-isomerase activity; cholestenol delta-isomerase activity. Gene Ontology annotation, biological process: sterol biosynthetic process.